AUGGCUCUUGCAGAAGAGAAAGAUGAUGAUGUUAAGAGUUCAGCAAAACAGAAUACAGGAGGCUGUUUGAAAAGCCUUGACUGGCUUACAAAGAAACUCAGACUUCUUGAUGAUGGAGCGACUCCACCUAAUUGGAAGUACAUUGGAUUGGUGUAUUUAGCUUUAUUUUCAAGUGCAAGUACAUUGACUUUCCUGUUGCCAUUCUUACCAGAGAUGAUGUUGACAUUAGGAUACAGUGAGUCUAACAAAGGUACAUAUGUUGGUAUCGUGGCCUCUUCUGUAUUUGCUGGGAGAAUUGUAGGAAGUAUUUUCUGGGGAUGGCUGGCAGAUCGCCAGGGCCGCAAGCUUGUUCUACUUAUUACAAUUGCCUUUAAUGGAAUUUUUGCCGGACUGUUUGGAUUUGCAGACAAUCUGAUCAUGGCUGUUGUUUUUCGCUUCUUGUGUGGUGCUGUUAAUGGCACGGUCGGCACGGCCAAAACUAUCCUGUAUGAUAUAUCAGAUAACUCCAAUCAAGCACUGAGCAUGUCUAUGUUGUCCGUAUCCUGGGGAAUGGGAAUGAUUGUUGGCCCAACUGUUGGAGGUGUGUUAGCUUCUCCGGCAGUGAAGUGGCCAGAUGUUUUCAACAAGGAUGGUCUAUUUGGGCAGUACCCGUAUCUCUUACCAUCAUUAUUCCCAUUUGUGAGCUGUUUUGUCAUUUUCUUCGUUAUCUUCUUCAAGUUUGAUGAAACAUUUGUUGUCAAGUCAUCAAAGAGGACUAAACAGGAAUUCACAGUUUUAGAAGUCGAACACAAUGACAGUGAUAAUGCUGGAAAAGAAAGCCACCAUCCUUUGUUAGGAGACACCUGCAGAAAAAGUCAGAGUUCUCUUCUUCAGAUUUGUCAGUCACUGCAUUCUGUCCAUGCAGAGGCAGAGUCUGCAUCAUUCUUGGCCAUGGAAACAGUAAAAAAAAAUGCACCAGCAAACAAAUUUCCACCAGCUCAUGGGACACAGUCUCUGCCUGAUAUAAACAGCAGCUCGGCACUUUUAGACUAUUCUGAAGUGUCUAAUUCACUGUCUAAUGUCAGUGAAAAGUGUCAGCCUGGAACGGACAUCCAUAUAAUUGCUGAAAAUUCAGCUCAGAUCGGUAGUGCUAAUUCCUUAGAUUUAUCACAUAAAGAGUUUGGAAUUACAGAAAAGAGUAUAUGUGAUGAUAUAAAAAAUGAGCAAAAUCAAAAUAAUUUGAAUGAGCUGAAUAUUGACUUAGUGAAUUCAAAUAUACCUCUCAUAGAUCACAACUGCAGUGUGGUUGAUAAUAUAGAAAUGAAUGAUAAAAAUCAGAAGUUAGUUGACAGUAUAGAAGAUCAGAAAAUUAUUGAUAACAAACAUUCCAUCACGGAUGCCAAAAGUGAAGAGGAAAGUGAAAGGAUCUGUACUUGUGUGGACAGUCUUUGCUGUUCUGGGAGCUUCAGAAAGUACAGUUUAUUCAAGCUAUUACGUCUGUCUGAUGUUUGGGCCACUGUCAUGAUGUAUACUGUGUUCUCAAUGAUAACUAUAGCCAUUGAAGACAUCUUCCCGGUUUUUGCUUCUACUAGAAAAAACUAUGGUGGUCUAGGUUUUAGUACUAACGAGAUUGGCCUUGCUCUUGGAGCCAUCUUUCUUCCUUUGCUGUUGCUCCAAGUGAAGAUCUACCCAUUUCUGGUUUCCAAAAUGGGAAUUAGGAAGGUGUUCCUGUUUUCCGCCAUGGUAUCACUAAUAUGUUGUCAGUGCAUUCCGAUGGUCAGAUUGUUCAAUAACCGCGUGUGGUUGUGGAUAUGUCUGCUGGGUGUACAGAUACCAUACAAAAUUGCUACAAACUGCUGCUUUGCUGGAACAUCUCUGUUGAUCAACAAUUCUGUUCGCCAGGAGUUGGCUGGUCAGGUGAAUGGUUUGGCCAUGAUGACUACAGCAAUAGGCAGGACUGUGGCUCCAUUGCUAGCAGGACUUUUGUUUUCAUGGACGGUAACUUAUGGUGAAGACAUCGGCCCACCCUUGGACAUUAGUUUCCCAUUCUUUAUCACAGGUGUUCUGUUUUUUAUCACAAUAUUUGAGUGCCUGCAUUUAAACCCUAGACUGGAUAGGCAGAAGAAGUAA
Candidula unifasciata is the source of this 2109-nucleotide messenger RNA. Lineage: Eukaryota; Metazoa; Mollusca; Gastropoda; Stylommatophora; Geomitridae. The record is from the annotation of a GenBank genome assembly.